Messenger RNA from Cyprinus carpio (common carp), 3104 nucleotides. Its product is annotated as fos-related antigen 1. NCBI's taxonomy places the organism in Eukaryota, Metazoa, Chordata, Actinopteri, Cypriniformes, Cyprinidae. Gene Ontology annotation, biological process: regulation of transcription by RNA polymerase II. Gene Ontology annotation, molecular function: DNA-binding transcription factor activity, RNA polymerase II-specific; RNA polymerase II cis-regulatory region sequence-specific DNA binding. The record is from RefSeq and is a predicted model, not a curated record. Gene Ontology annotation, cellular component: nucleus.
UCUGGUGAACCACCAGUCUGACAGAACGAUAGAAUUGUAUUAGACAUAUCACAAAUCAUUAUUUUUGCAUUUAUUGUACUUCUGUCGGCAAUAUGAACAUUUUAAAUGUUGACAGAUACUGCUAGACUCCCCCAGGUGUAUCGUGGUGGAUUCUACCGCGUUCCCGCAAUAAGGUGGAUUUUUAACUUGCUUUUGAAUUUCGCGUGAACUGUCAGUGAUAUAAGUAGGAGGAACCUUUUUGGGAAAGCAGACCCAAGAAAAGUAAGCAGCGACACAGAGUUCACUGAGUUAGUCAACAGUUUCCUUUGGAUUACUGAAGGGUCAGCGGCAUACAUGUACAACUACGGAAACCUGGGCAGAGGAAUCGAUCGGACCUUCCCAGAUAACGGCUCUGGAUCAGGCUCGAGCUCAGCGAAUCUCGCUACCAGCGCGGUCACAUCUCAACAACAACAGCAGAAAUAUUCUGUGGCAGGAUCCAGUCAGUUUGUGCCCAGUCUCAAUGCCAUAACUUCAAACCAGGACCUUCAAUGGAUGCUUCAACCGUCCAUUCUAGGCACCCCGGGACCAUCCAGGGCACUUCGACCAUCCUACCCAGUGCUGCCAAGAAUCCCAUCUAUGAAUCCUCAGCUUUCCCAAUCACAUCUGUCCCGGCCGGGAGUUAUUAGAGCAGCUAUGGCUGUUGGCAGCUCAACAAGAAGCAGAAAUGAUGAACAUCUAUCCUUUGAGGAACUUGAGCGGCGUAGAAUUAGAAGGGAACGUAACAAAAUGGCUGCGGCUAAGUGCAGAAAUCGUCGACGUGAACUGACUGACACAUUGCAAAAUCAAACUGACCAACUAGAGGAUGAAAAGUCACGUCUGCAGAAGGAGAUCGCUGAGCUUCAGAAGGAGAAAGAGAAGCUUGAGUUGGUCCUUGAAGCCCAUAGACCCAUCUGCAAAGUCCAGGACUCAGACUCAGAGUCUGACUCCAACAGUGACCUCCCGACGCUGAGUGGAAUCAAGAUUGAGCCUGUGGACACUGAUCUUCCUAGACCUUCAAGAGAAUCACAGAGUCGCGCCAAGCUUAAUAAACCCAAGCCCAAAAUUAACAUCCCACCUCCGGCUUCAGCCUCCACUGUCACCAGCAUACCUCUGGAAUCAGAGUCUCUUCACACUCCUGUCCUCAUCUCUACUCCAUCUCUGACCCCUUUUACCGCCAGCCUGAUCUUCAGCUACCCCUCUUCUUCACAGGAUACCAGCUCUGCGACUUCAUCCCAAGCUCUCAAUCUCACCAGCUCUCAUAGUACCAGCCAGUCUUCUCAUAACCCUCAGCCAUGUGGCGUCGCUCAUCGCCGCAGCAGCAGCAGUGGAGAUCAGUCAGAUCACUCUCUCAAUUCACCAACCAUCCUCACCCUUUAAUUUCUCAUCUGCUGAGGGAAAAAGUGUUUAUGAUUUCCAAAAGUGUCCUUACUACUACAUACAAGCAUAUAUAUGUUAUGCUUUCACCUGUGUAUUCUGUUUACCGUUAUUAAUGGCAGUUAUCAAUCAACUUGAAUGCAUUAUAAAAAUACAGAAGCACCAGUUAAAGGUGAUGUGUGUAACGUUUUUGACGUUAAAACACGUUUUCCUAUCUCAGCAUAGUAAGGAGACCAGCAAUGCAAUUCGUAGGCAUGAACCAAUAAUUAUUGGAGUAAGUUUUCAGGAAAAGUUUUUUUGCCAUUUCAUUCAGUGACGCUAGUGGAGUAGAAAUUACACACUUCACCUUUAAACAUGUGUAGUGCAAAGUGAAAUGUAUUAUCAUCCUUCAUAUGAAGUAGACUGAAAUUCUUACAGCACACAAGUAUGUAACACUGAAAAGAAAACCGACUGACUUUUAAGUCAUAAUGUUUGACUGUAGUGGCAUUAAUAUUAGUAUUACUGAUUUAUAGUAAUUUACUUCAGCUACAUAUUUAGUGUACUGGUGAUGGUAAUGUAGCAGUUAAAAAUCUGGCCUGUUAGCAAAAGGUUUAGAGGUUGCUUUGGGAGUGAAAGCACAGUGUAGAUCUAUCACCAUUAUGCCUUUCAGGAAGGGAUGUCAGUUACUUCAGGAAAGCCAUUUUUAAAGAGAGUCUAUUACGUUAUUUAUUAUUACGUUACCAAUUUUAGAGAUGUUAAGGUCUCAACUGAAAUGUGGAUUAGAAUUUUUAUUGGUUAUACUAUCUUGCUAUGCACAUGUUUGUGGAUUUACACAAUGUAAUGUCUUGUAAUUUUAUGUUUUUAAUCUUGGUUUUAAGAGAUACAGCGUUAUAAUAACAGUGUAUGCUGAAUAAGCUAGUUUUAAAGAAACUGAAGGGAUGCAGCCUACCUGGUUCUUCACAUACAGUGUCUGCAAGACCACAACCCAACACUGAGAAUGUGCACUUCAAUGACAGUUCACUGUUACACUGGUUACAAAAAUGAUAUUUUACCUUCACAAAACACUUCAACUGUUACUAUACAGGAUGUUUUCACUACAAGUGCAAAGGUGUGUGAUUCUCAGGCCAGUAGAAGUAAAUUAUAUAUACUUUAUGCUGUAUUGCGUACACUAAUUGCUUGAUCAUAUAUAGAAUUGUAUUUAUUUUUGAAAACAAGACAUUUUUUACUGAUUUGAUGUUAGUUCUUUUAAUAAGGAGAAAUGUUGCAUGCAUAUAACAUCUAAUAAACAAUUACUGAAAAUAUGUGCUGCUAUUGGGAAUACAAAACAAUGUUAUGAUCCUGAGCUGUUUUGUAACAUACUAGAUUGCCUUAAAAUGAGGAAGUCUAUUGAUUUUUAUACUAUAUGAAAAAUAUCAGUCGAAGUUGAUAUAUAGCCCCCUUAUAGCUGUAAUUGUAUUGCAGGGGUACAUAAAUAAUAUGGCAAUGAAGUAAAUGAUUAGCAAGUGAUAUUAUAGAAAGCAAAUCUCUCGCAGCACACAGGGGUACAAGGAGGGGGGAAAUGAGAAGUUGAGCGCACAGUUUCCUCCUAGGAUGUCCUGAUGACAAUGUUCAAUGAGUCAUAAACAAAUUGGCCUCUGAACUGAAACCAGUUGUUAACAACCUUUCUCUAAAAGUGUUUAUCUUUAACUGUUGUAUGAAAAAAUGAAAACAAAUAAAGUUGUGCUCAGGAUAAA